Molecule: messenger RNA, 801 nt
Organism: Ceratotherium simum simum (southern white rhinoceros)
Lineage: Eukaryota; Metazoa; Chordata; Mammalia; Perissodactyla; Rhinocerotidae
Product: lysozyme C
Biological process (GO): defense response to Gram-positive bacterium; defense response to Gram-negative bacterium
Molecular function (GO): lysozyme activity
Source: RefSeq, a predicted model, not a curated record
CUCUCUCCCUGCUCCCCCUGGUCAGCCUGGAGGUCUGGCUUCCAGUCACCAUGAAGGCUCUCCUGACUCUGGGGCUUCUGCUCCUCUCCGUCACUGUCCAGGGCAAGGUCUUUGAAAGGUGUGAGUUGGCCAGAACUCUGAAAAGACUUGGACUGGACGGCUUUCGGGGAGUCAGCCUGGCAAAUUGGAUGUGUUUGGCCAAAUGGGAAAGUGGCUAUAACACACGAGCAACAAACUACAAUCCUCCAGACCGAAGCACUGACUAUGGGAUAUUUCAGAUCAAUAGCCACUACUGGUGCAAUGACGGCAAAACCCCAGGAGCAGUUAACGCCUGUCAUAUACCCUGCAAGGCACUGCUGCAAGAUGACAUCACUCAAGCCGUGGCAUGUGCAAAGCGGGUUGUCAGUGAUCCACAGGGCAUCCGAGCCUGGGUGGCAUGGAGAAGCCAUUGUCAAAACCAUGACCUCACUCAGUAUGUCCAGGGUUGCGGAGUGUAACUGAGGAGUUUUCCUUCUUCAGCUCAUUUUGUCUCUUUUCAUAUUAAGGGAGGAGUCGUUGAGUGAAAGGUCACACCACCAUUCUUUCAAACAAAUAACAUUUUUACAGACGCAGGAGCAAGAUAUGGUCUUUCUUCUAAGAGGCUUAAUGUUGACUAAUAUGUUUAUUAUUUGAUAUGAAGCCUACAAUCUUUUCAGUUUGCGAAUAUACCUAAUGCUGGUCACAAUUUAUCUAAAAUCUUGGUUAUCCAAUACAUCUCCAGGACAUUUAGUUCUUAACCAAAGAUUAACCCAGACUUAAUCU